AUGUUUUGUAGCUUUGUUCCCACGGGCCCGGCAUCUGCACAGAGUUCUGCAGACAAUUCUAUCUUUGUAAGCUGUGUGGAGCAUUUGGACUCCUCCCUGUCUAAUCUUGUACAAGCUUUUGACAAACAAUGUCCCCUGGGAACACUACCAAAGGAGAGAAGCUUUCAGAAUGCUGCUAAAAGCAAUAAUCUGGAUCUUAUGGAGAAGCUGUUUGAGAAGAAGAUUAAUAUUAAUGCUGUGAACCAUGUGAAAAUUCUGUUUCCUUGGAUGAACCGCACAGCCCUGCAUUUUGCUGUGGGGAGAAAUCAUUUAUCUGCAGUGGCUUUUUUGCUUAAUCACAAAGCCAGGUGGAUGCUACUGGUAAUAUUUGCUUGGCUUUUGUGGGUGAGAUGGUGUGCAAUGGCGCAUCCACGUGACAGAUGCUCUUCUUCUCUCCUCCUGGGGAGGCACGGCUUGACUGGAAUUCAUCUUGCGGCCUGGUCUGGAGGCCUCAAGAUCAUGCUCAUGCUGGUUAGAGCUGGAGCGGAUCCGAGAGCUGAGAGUCAGUGUCUCCUCCACCCUGGCUCUCUUCGGGAUGGAAUGAGUGCCCUCCACUUUGUCACGCAGAGCAGUCACGUGCCCAUUGCGGAAUACCUCAUUCAGGAUCUGCGCCUGAGGGACCUGAACCAGCCUGACAAGAAAGGAAGAAAACCAUUUCUUUUGGCAGCUGAGAGGGGCCACAUUGAAAUGAUAGAAAAACUUAUUUUCCUUAACCUGCAUACUUCAGAAAAGGACAAGGAGGGAAACACUGCCUUGCAUCUCACUGCAAAGCACGGUCACAGUCCUGCCGUGCAAGUGCUGACUCAGUGGCAAGAAAUAAACAAGAUGAGUGAGCUCAAUAUCCGUGGUUUGCAGAUAGCAACCAGGAAUGGCCAAGCAUCCUUUGUCAACUUGUUUCUCGGUGAGAAUGUUGAUCUGCACCAGAACGUGGAACCUAAGGAGUCCCCUCUUCAUUUAGCUGUUAUCAACAACCACAUCACCGUUGUCAACAGCUUAUUAAGUGCACAGCACAAUGUUGGCAUCUCGAACCAGAGGCAGCAAACCCCUCUGCAUGUGGCCGCUGACCUUGGAAAUGUGGAGCUAGUGGAGAUCCUGCUGAAGGCAGGCUGUGCCUUGAAGGUUGGCAGACAGACGGUCAUGUUUCUUCUUCCGAGCGGCACAGUAGGGCAGGCUGAACUGUCCACGUGCUGUCAGAGAGCCAUGCUGGGUUCCAGCUCUCCUGAAAGGAGACCCCCAGGGGACAGCCCCGACGGGUGGUCUUCCACCGGUUAUCUGCCGUCCUCGCAUCUCCUAGGUGAGGUGGACAAAAGGACCGCGGAUUUCAAGAGAAGCACGUGUAGUCAGUGCCACCUGAAGGGCGUCCCCCAAGAUGGCACUGCCACCCAAAACAACAAAGACCCUAAGCUUCUUGUCUGGGUCUUAGUGCCUGGAGUAACAACCAGCUCCUGUGCGUUGCAAGGGAAGACGGCCCUGGCUGUGGCCUCCAGAAGCAGCCACAGCCUUGUGGUGGACAUGUUCAUUAAAGCAGAGAGGUAGUAUACCUAGAGAGAGGAGCAUCAGGAGAGCAUCCGGGACCCGUCCACAGACUCUGCUCUGACAUUCAGGCAGGACCACAGCCUGGAGACCAGGCACAUUCGCCCGCUGCUCUGGGACUUGGCUUGCCGUCAGUUGAAGGCCAACGAGUGGCAGAGGCCGGCCCGUUUAUGGAACUUUACAGAGGACCAGAUCAGAGCCAUCGAGGAGCAGUGGUCAGGUGAGGACAGGCUCGGUGACGUGAGCUGGAGGCAUUCAGACCUUCCAGGGUGUGGCUUAGGGACCAGCAGCAGCAGCACCGGGGGCUGGCUGGACAGACUCGCUGGGAGUCUGCAUUUGCACCUGACGUCCGGUGAGGUGGACACGGCUCCCCAAGGGUGUCGUCAGCGCUGGUGGCACCUCGGCUGUCCAGUCCCUUGCACACCCCUCCUUGUGUGCGCCCCGCACAGCAGGCACAUGGCUAGGUUGGCACUGAGGCUGCAUCGAAACAAGCGUCGGCUUGUGUUUGACCCGGGACCUCUUGCUCGGCACGGGAGACGAAAGCCUCCAGGAGCACGGCCCUGGGCCCCGCCCAUGUGGCUGCACGGGGCCCUGGCCACGCAGGCCCAUCUGGCCAAGCCCCUGCACCAAGAGCCGGUCCGUGCAGGUUUCCCUACACUUGCUGGGGAGUGA
Molecule: messenger RNA, 2244 nt
Organism: Carlito syrichta (Philippine tarsier)
Lineage: Eukaryota; Metazoa; Chordata; Mammalia; Primates; Tarsiidae
Gene: ANKDD1B
Product: ankyrin repeat and death domain containing 1B
Molecular function (GO): protein binding
Source: RefSeq, a predicted model, not a curated record